Molecule: messenger RNA, 962 nt
Organism: Mytilus californianus (California mussel)
Lineage: Eukaryota; Metazoa; Mollusca; Bivalvia; Mytilida; Mytilidae
Product: E3 ubiquitin-protein ligase TRIM33-like
Exons: 1
Coding region: 1-942 (313 amino acids)
Biological process (GO): positive regulation of DNA-templated transcription
Cellular component (GO): nucleoplasm; chromatin
Molecular function (GO): zinc ion binding; ubiquitin-protein transferase activity
Source: RefSeq, a predicted model, not a curated record
AUGGCGAUUGCACCGGACAAAAAAAGUAAUUUUGAUGAUUUCUUGACGUGUUUCAUUUGUUUGGAGACCUUUACAGGGCCUAAAUAUUUACCAUGUCUCCACACUUUCUGCACGAAAUGCAUUAACACUUAUAUUCUGUCCACCGUGGAGAAGGAAAAAACUAAAGCGACCUUUAAGUGUCCGAUUUGUCGACAGAAUGUUUUGAUGGGAGAGUCAACAGGAAAUCCGGAGACCUGGGCUGAAAAAUUACCAGGUAAUCAUUUUGUUGCCUCUUUGGUGAAUAGACAAGCAAUACGAAGACACGAAAAAAUAUGCGAUGCUUGUAAUGCGAACAAUGAAUCGAAAAAUGCGUUCUCUUGGUGCAUUGUAUGUGAAGAGGCGUUUUGUGAAUCUUGUGACAAAUGUCAUAAAUCGUUCAAGAUGACUGCAAAACACCCGAUCAUGUUGCUGAAAGACAUUGUAACUAACAAAGAAACGGUAAGCAUUCCUUCGUUGAUAUAUUGCGAAGAACAUUCAGGGGAGGUAGUAAAGGCUUACUGCGUUGAUCAUUCUAAACCUUUAUGUACAUUAUGUGCGACUUUAUCGCAUAAAAAAUGCGAAGAUGUCAUAACAAUCGAAGCGGCGGCUUCAGGUAUAAAAAAAUCUGAAAAAGUAAUGGAAUUGUCUAGAGAACUAAAAGAAACAAGCAAACAGCUGUCUGAUUUAAUACAAAACAGGAAAGACCAUACGACCGAUUUCGAAAAAGAGGCUGAAGCUGCUCUUACAAAAGUCAGUGCCAUAAAGGAUAACAUUGUUAAGCAUUUAAACACAAUUGAAGAACAAAUUAAAGACGAAAUAAACAAAUCAAAAAAAGAAGUAGUUCUAAAACUUUUCGAAAAGUCAACAGAACUUGAAAGUCUGAAAAGUACUGUUGAUAACUUCAUUGCUAUAUUUGAUACCUGAUUACAUCAUGGAUCCGAACG